Dictyostelium discoideum AX4 is the source of this 1440-nucleotide messenger RNA. RefSeq lists its product as hypothetical. Lineage: Eukaryota; Evosea; Eumycetozoa; Dictyosteliales; Dictyosteliaceae. Gene Ontology annotation, cellular component: Fanconi anaemia nuclear complex. The record is from RefSeq and is a predicted model, not a curated record. Gene Ontology annotation, molecular function: ubiquitin-protein transferase activity. The transcript is spliced from 3 exons. The coding region runs from base 1 to 1440 and encodes 479 amino acids. Gene Ontology annotation, biological process: interstrand cross-link repair.
AUGGUGUUAAACUAUGUUACAAUAUGUAUAGGACACAUGAAUUUAAAUGAAGAACCUUUAUUUCCACUUUUAAUACCAACCAACAAACAACAGAGUGAAUAUUCAGGCUUUAUACAAGUGUUAGGUAAACAAUACCCAAUCGAAAUUAAACUAUCAAAUGGUUGUGGUAAUAGCAUAAAUAGUGAAACAACUUCAACUUUAUACAUUGAAGAUUUAGAAUUUAAUUGUACAAAAGAACUUUAUGAUAUAUUAUUACCUCAUGUUCAAAGAUUUAUUCAAUGUAAAAAUAUACAACAAUUCUUUUUUGAAUUAAAAGAUAUUUUAGAUAGAAUUACAAUAAAUACAGGUACAUCAACAUUGACAACUUCAAAUAAAAUAAUUACAUUACCAUUUGAUACAUUUAGUUUAAUUUCAAAUGAAAUUGAUGAAAUUGGUUGGAAUAAAGUUAUAAACAUUGAUAAAUCAUUAUCAUCAUUUGAAAUUAUGCUAUUAGAUAUUAAAGAACGUGAAUUCAUUGUUGAAUUUAGUAUACCAAUAGGUUAUCCAACUCAAUUCCCAUUCGUAAAAUGUGAUUUACCACUAAAUUCAACAGAAUUUAUUACAAAAUUAAGAUCAAUUAAUACUUCAACAAAUGAUAAUUCAUUUUAUAAUAAUAAUAAAAAUAAUAAUAAUAAUUUUGAAAACAAUAAUAAUAAUAAUAAUAAUAAUUCAAUAUCAAUUUCAAAUAUUUUAAAAAAGAUACAAAUUAUGAUAGAUUAUGAAUAUCAAGAAUUCUUUAAUUUUAUGGAAGAAAUUGAUAGUGAAUCAUGGGUAUUAGAACCAAUUAAUCCAAGAAGAUCAUCAAUAUUUCGUAGAAUUGCAAUUGGUAACGGUUGUUCUAUUUGUUUCGAAGUUAACCCAAAUCAACCAAGAAUUGCACCCUAUAAAGUUGAUUUCAUUGGUCCAUCAUCAAAAACCCAACCAUUACAUCAACUUUGGAAUAAAAAAUAUAGUGCUCAACAAUGGUUUGAAAGAUCUUCACCAAUUGAUAAUUUUCAAAAAAUGUUAGAACUAUCAUUUCCUUUGAAAUCAAUGGAUAAUACAUUAAUUGAAGAAAUUAUAAUUCAAUGUAGUAUUUGUUAUACUCAUCAUUUACCACAAAAUUUACAACAAGAAACAAAUAAUAAUAAUAAUAAUAAUAAUGACAAUGAUAAUAAUAAUGAUAAUAACAAUAAUAAUAAUAAUAAUAACAAACUUGAUAAUGAAAAUAAUAUAAAAUCAAUGACUUCAUUACCAAAUGUAACUUGUAAUAAUUUAAAAUGUAGUAAACAAUUUCAUUAUCAUUGUAUUAGUGAAUGGUUAUUUUCAUUACCCACAACUGUAAUUGGUUCAAGUUCUAUUAAUGGCCCAUGUCCAUAUUGCUCAAGUAAAAUGACAAUAGAAAAAAUGUUAAAUAAAUAA